This is a messenger RNA of Cyprinus carpio (common carp), 3970 nucleotides long. Its product is annotated as antigen WC1.1-like. The transcript has 17 exons. NCBI's taxonomy places the organism in Eukaryota, Metazoa, Chordata, Actinopteri, Cypriniformes, Cyprinidae. The coding region runs from base 208 to 3717 and encodes 1169 amino acids. The record is from RefSeq and is a predicted model, not a curated record. Gene Ontology annotation, cellular component: membrane.
GUGACUCUGCGCGGAUCCGACAGUCCUUGUAAAGGCCGGCUGGAGGUGUAUCAUGGCGAUAAGAAGCAGUGGGGCUUGGUGUGUCAUUUCGGGUGGAAAAAAGAAAAUGGAGAGGUUGUGUGUAAAUCAAUAGGGUGUGGGAAUCAUAAACACUCUGAUCGAGAAUUGACCCUCUACAAAGAUUCACCUCUACCACAACAAUACUGGAUGGAUGAAGUGAAAUGCACAUCUAAAGAAGAGAGCCUUUGGAAAUGCCCAUAUGUUGACAUAACUAAAAAAGAGCAGUGUGAUGAAAGUAGUUUUGUUGCUGUUGAAUGCUCUGGAGAAGUUACACUGAGUUUGAAUCUGAAUGGACAGCAAGAUGUGCAAGUAUGUGCUGGUGUGGUGGAGUUCACAACAGCCAACGGCAUCAUUGGGGUCUGUAAUAAAAACUGGGAUAGAACUAAAGCAAACAAGAUAUGUCAGGAGCUUGGUUGUGGAGAUCAUCAUUACAUCCCCAAGCCUGGAAUGUUCAAAGAACAAACGAGCAAAAAAAAUGUAUUGCUUAAUUGUGUUAGCGAUGAGAAGUUCUCUUGGCAGUGUAUGGAGUGGGCAGAGUGCCAGGAACGAGCCAGUGUGAUCUGCAGCAAUCACAAGAGGUUCAGUCUACGAGAUGGCAGCAAUGCUUGCUCUGGGUUGGUGGAAGAGUACAGUUCCAAAAAAAAAUCAUGGGAUCUUCAGCAGACAAAUGUGAGGCCUGAAGUCAUCUGUACGCAACUGAACUGUGGUUCCACUGGAAGCUUUACAAAGGCUAAUGGAAAUAACAGACUGACAUGCUCAGACAGCGUGAAACUCCACAACUUCACAACAGAGUGUUUUGGAGAUGUUUCCAUUGAUGUGAAUGGUACUUACUAUGGAGUGUGCUACAGUAAUCUGGAUUCGAUUCAGUCCCGUGAAAAGAUGGGGGCGGUGGUCUGUCGAGAGCUUGGCUGUGGUGACAUAGUGCGUGUGAAACAGGGUUCCUCUGAUUCUAAUGGUUUGCUGAGUAAUGUUGAUUGUCAGGGCGAUGAGCGGUCACUGUGGCAUUGCCUGGCAAUUCGUGAGAAAAAACAAUGCUUGGGAACCAAAGUUAUAUGUUCAGGCAGCUUGGAUGUACGUUUGAGAGAUGGUCUGGGUCGCUGUUCUGGACGAGUAGAGGUGAAAUGGGAAGGCUCAUGGAGGUCCAUUCACUCUGACAGUGCCACUCUGAUUUCAGACAUGGUGUGUCAACAUCUUAACUGUGGUGCACCCUCAGAAAUUAGUAGAGAACUUUUCAUUGAAGGAGAAAAGGACCGACUGGAAUGGCUGUGGAAUGUCAGAUGUAGAAGUUCUUCAGCAAAGCUUCAUGAGUGUUUCUACAAUACUGACUUGAGGUCACCAGAUCAAAGCGAGAAAAACAUAGAAAUCAUUUGCAAAAAGGAAGAACUUAAAUUCUUUGAAGGCAAUUCUCCAUGCAAGGGAAAAGUGUGCAUCGAGAAAUUUGAUGGUAAUAAGCCUGACUGGCUGCCUGCAAAACCAGUGGAAGAGAAUAAGAAAAAAGCCACUGACAUAUGCAGUGCAAUGCAGUGUGGAUCUCUGGUCUCCUUUGAAACGGAGCAAAACACCACAUAUGCCAAAGUCACAUGUUCAGGGUCAAAGAGAGUGGAGCCUCGAGUGGCACUUCAAAACCCGUUUGGAGAAAAAUGCUGGGGAAUGGUGAAGGUCUGCGGAGAUGGCAAGUGUGGAGGGGUUUGCAGCAACACUUGGAGAACAAAUGACUCCAAAACGAUCUGUGAGAACCUAGACUGUGGAAAUCCAAUUCGGGCCCAGUUACCACUUCAGAUAAAUAAUCUACCUGCCACUUACCGUAGUGUGUACUGCUCAGAAAAAGUACAAAAUAUGAACAUGUGCAAUUUUAUUCCCAACAAAAACUCCACCUGCAAACCCCUAGCCCAAGUGAUAUGCACAGACAGCGUCAAAGCUAAACUGGAGGAUCCAAGAGACAAAUGCGCUGGAAAAGCAUUACUGUUUUACGGUGGGAAGUGGACACCCAUCUGCCAAGACAGUCUUGAUGCAAACCUUAAAAAUGUAAUCUGCAAGGAACUAUUUUGUGGCGAGAGCAUAAAUGACCAACAUGAUUUGAAAUCUGAAUCCACAGGACUAUCAAAAAUUAAAUGUCCAGCUAGUGCCAACUCUGUUUCCAAAUGUGACCUCAAAGAGGUUUCAGAGAAAGAAUGUAUUGUUGGCUAUCUGAAAUGCACAGAAUGGGAACGAUUGCUCCUCUAUAAUAAGAAAAGCGCAUGCAGUGGUCCAGUAUAUGGUCUGCGAGAUGGCAAAACACAGCUAGUCGGCAGCAGUGGAUGGGGCAGAGAGGAAGGACAAAUUCUGUGCAAGUAUCUACAGUGUGGAAAUUACAUAUCACACUCCAAUAUAACCAAAAACACAGAUGAGUGGUGGAAGAAGACCUAUGAUUGCUCAGGGAAGAAGAAUAUUUGGGAAUGCGAGACCAAUGAUCAGUCCAACCAGACUCAGCAGUUAAACAUCCAAUGUGACAGUAAACCUCGAAAAAUUUUGCUCUCAGACAACUGCACAGGUUAUGUGUUCAUAAAUAAAGAACAUGUUUGUGCAUCCUGGUGGGAUGAUGGGAUGUCCAACAAGUUAUGUGACAGCCUCAAUUGUGGUAAGGCACUCCACAGCUGGGUCACAGAGUCUGUUAUUAAAACAAAUACCUGGCAUUUCAGCUGCACUGGCAAGGAGACACUGAUGUGGCAGUGUGGCUCUAGAAGUGACAGCUGUAAGAAAAUCCUCUCUGUGGCCUGCAAAGGUAGUGUUGAAUUCAGCUCUACUGAGAAGUGUGGCGGGAAGCUUGGGAUCAGGUAUAAAGGGCAAUGGGAAUAUGUCUGUGGAGAACUGGCUGAAGCUGAUACCAAGAAGGUUUGUGAUGUGCUUAAUUGCAACAAUCAAGAACUGCUGGAUGAAGAGAAAAUUGCAAAGGAAAUAAAGGUGAAAAUUGAAUGCCCAAAAAACCAUUACAACAUUUUUCAGUGCAUGCACCAUCUCGGAAACAAUACAUGCAGUAAUCGACCUGCUGAAAUCAAAUGUGAAGGUUAUACUCCAAAAGGAGGUAAUUCUUCAGUGGGUCUGAUAUUGGGUCUGUUAGGAGUUGUGCUGGGGUUGCUGAUUUUGUUUUUAAUGUGGAGAAAUCGGAAACGCCUACUUUUAACCUUAACUCAUUACAGAAAUAAAAAUGGCAAAGACGUCAACCCUGAUGUGAAUGAAAUGGAUCAGAUGGAUACAGAGGACAGAGGUAUACUGUUUAAUUUAAUUAUUAUUACUUUGAACAUUUCAGGAGAAGAGGAUGAAGAUGACAGAAAGAGAGGUUCUUCUGGGACAGAAUAUGAUGACAUUGAGGAACAAGCCAGUGGAAUCUUUCCUUCUCAAACCCACCAUGAUGAAGACCUCGACCUCCCUCUCCUUCCCAAGAGACCCGAGAACAUUCUUGAUCAGGACACCUAUGAAGUGGAGACAGAGAAACAGGAGGACUAUGAUGAUGUCAUUCCUGUCGUGGCUGCAGCCAAUGAAAAUGCAGGGAUGACAGGCACACGAGCACAUGUAGAUGUAGAUGUGGAUGAAGGUGCAGAUUCAGAUUUAGAUGCAGGUUCAGUUGCAGAUGUGGUAUUGGUGACCACAGAGGUAGAGGUUCAUGCUCAAGCAGAGUAAUGAAGCAGCCACGUGACCAAAUUGUUCUUUUGAGUUAAUAUUAAUAAGAGAUAAGAUUGUAUGUUCUUAUAACAGUAGAAUAUUAGGAAGAAAAUCUGGACAAACAAAUGCUGUUUAAUGAUGCUAGCUCUAAAGAUUUCUCUCAAGAUGUAUUAAAGAAGGGACACAUACACAAAACUGAUUUGGAAUAACAAAAUCUUUAAUUAUCGUCACAACAGUGUAUGAACUGAUGAAAAGAGCUAAUUUUUGAGCC